Colletotrichum destructivum is the source of this 1233-nucleotide messenger RNA. RefSeq lists its product as uncharacterized. NCBI's taxonomy places the organism in Eukaryota, Fungi, Ascomycota, Sordariomycetes, Glomerellales, Glomerellaceae. The record is from RefSeq and is a predicted model, not a curated record. The transcript has a single exon. Bases 1 to 1233 code for a protein of 410 amino acids.
AUGUCCAACGCUACCACUCCGGGCACUGACCCGACGACGGCUCCCGUCGCGACUCCGGGCACUUCCGCUCCUCCCGCCGAGACGAGCGCGCCUCCCCCUGCCACCACCGCCCCGCCCGCCGAAACCACCCAACCGGCCCCCACGACUUCUGCCGCUCCCGCUCCCACGACCCAGCAGACCCAAGCCCCGGCUCCGACUACUCAGGCUCCAGCACCGACAACCUCCCAAGCACCAGCGCCUACCACCUCGCAGCAACAGAGCCAGGCCCCAACGACGCAAGCGGAGCCGACGACACAGCAACAGCAACAGACCACCCUCGUUGCGACCACAAUUGUCAUCACGCCCACAGAGGCAGGAGGCAAGACGAGUACUGUUUUUGCUGUCAUCACCCAGACUCAGGGCGUCACUCAAACCCCGACCACCGCCACCACCUCUGCCUCAUCCACUUCUUCCGGCGGCGCCAUCAACGCGGGCGGCAGCUCCAAAGGAGGUCUCAGCAACGGUGGCACCAUUGCUGUUGCCGUCGUGGUGCCCAUCGCCGCCGUCGCCCUGCUCAUCCUGGCUGGUUUGUACUUCUGGAGAAAGAGAAAGCAGCGCAAGGACGCCGAGGAGGAGCGUCGCAAGGAAGUCGAGGAUUAUGCCUACAACCCCAAUGCCGACCCCACAAUCCCGUCUAUGGGUGAUGGCGGUUCGUACGAGAUGAAGGAAGAUGCUGCUUCGUCUGGGUACCGUGGUUGGGGAUCUACCACCCUGGCCGGAUCCACCGGACGCAAGGCCUCGACGACCAUGUCUGGGGGCAACACAGGUGCGGCUUACUCAGACACGUCACCCAGUCGCGGAACUGACACCCGUUCAGGAGAACCCUUGAUCAACGACGGCUCGUACUCCCCCGAUGGCGAGAUUCUUGGCGCCAUGGGUCCUUCGGCGGCCUUGAACCGUGGCGUCGGUGUUCAGCGUGGUCCCUCCAACGCCUCGUCUUCGUACAGUGCCGGUAACCACUCGGACACCUCUGACGGCAUCGGUAUGGCCUACAGUGGCGGUACCAGCAACGGCAACGGCUACUACGACCAAUACGCCAACAACCCGUACUCUGAAGGCCCCUAUGAUCAACGAGCCACCGAACUUCCCGGCCAGCCCGUCAUCCGCGACAACCCAGCCCGGCGUAACACCCGCAUCGAGAACCCUUCCCACUAUCCCCAACAACAGAAUGCGGGCAUCUCACAGAACUUUUAG